AGCAAAACCGACUGCGUCUUUUGAUCAUGUUUAUAUCAUAUGUGUAAAGUGAUGUGUAGUCACAUGAAAUUAAGUAUUUUCUUAUCCUUUUUUAAACAAAUUAAUGACAUUUGAAGACAAUUCUUUUCUAAGUUCUUGCAGUCAUGAUGGACGACACAACUUCAUGUAAAAUGCCAAACAGCACGACGCUUUUGGAAAACAGAGUUCUCAGUGCUCAAGAAAUAUUCAAAUAUCGCAGACCCUUGGACAAAACCGUGCCAAACAGAGGAGGGGCUAAAGACUUUGAACCUGAUGGAUCAUUUCUUCAAUCAAAGUGGAUUGAGUCUUUAAGCCAGGAGAGAUUCAAGGUCCUAAAAGAACAAAGAGUGGAGCGAGAGGGUGGUUUGGUGAAAGGAGAAUGGAACAAAGACCGUCAACUUGUUGAACUUGAACGAGAAAUGGGAAAGUUUUGGACGUAUAUGGGAUUUGUAGACAGCAGUAGGAAGUGGUUGUUUCCAGAGGAGGCACUGUUCCUUAUGGAAACCAACACACUGGUGGUGAAUUACAAAGGCUUGCCUAUCAGCAUCCAGCAAGCAUAUACAGCAUUUUUAGGAACUGUUGCUUUGACCACAGAGUGCUACCAAGUCUAUUCUCACCUGAGGAGACUGGGAUAUGUUGUACUGCGACAUCAAGGAUGCCUAGAUGUCACAACUUAUGAAAGAAAAAUCCAUUUAGACCAACAUGUUAAAAUGGACAAAAAGAAAAGGAAACAUAAGGGAGACAAUACAUCUGACACCUCUGGAUUAGAUCAACUUCACAAGAAAGUCAAAGUUGCAUUAGAUGACUCAGAUAAAGAAUUGAUGAAAGAACAGCUUGAAAAUUCUUGCCCAGAAAAAUGUGCAUCACUUAUGGACCUGGGUGGGUCAUCCAUAAGUGAAGGAGUGAUUGAGGAUAGAUGUGACAGCAAUGGGUGGAACACUAGUGGGUCAACUAAUCAAACCGACACUGGAAUAAAAGAGAGUGAUUUGGCAGAGGAAUGUGAUGGACAAAGUGUACCUUAUUCGGUGUGGGAGUUUGACAGAUUGGGCUUCCCUAACAUAGGAGGUGUAGAGGUGCUGGAGUUACAGAUACCUAGACUUGAUCUGCUUCCACAUGGUGUAGACCUGAGUAAAGCGUCAACCAUAUUUAAUGUUCAGACUUACCUUUCACAGCAAAGAAAACACCUUAAAAAACAUCAUAGACAACAACAGCAGGAAUGCAUAGAAAAUUUAGAAUUCUCUUAUUCAGAAAUGAUUCAUAAACAGACGAAAAUAAUGGCCUCAAAUUGGGGAGAGUUUAAAAAGAAGAUGGCAAUCAGAGACAUGGAGGAUAAAAGAGUCUCUCCAGCACAGCAUCUUUGGGAGGGGGAGAUAACUCCAUUAGUAAGACCAAGUGAUGCUACCUCCACAGGCAGUAUCUUGAAUAGAUUGCAAAUCAUUGAAAGUGUUAAUUUAACAAAGGGACCUAGGUCUCAGAUAGACACACCCAGUACUUUACCUGGUGGAACCAUAUUUGAUGUUUACCUACCAGAUGCCAAGUUCAGAAAGUCAAGGCCUGGACUUCCUAAUUACAGAGUCUGUGUCUCAAAGAUUCAUGAAAAGCCGCCAAAUCUCCAGGAAAUUUUGAGUACCCAAAGAUCAUUUCCUGAUGGUGUUCCAGUUAGCUGGGCAGUACUUGACCAUGGAGACAUAGCCUUCUAUCAAUUCACAGACAUCUCUCUGCCACAGGAAGUGUCAAUGGGGUAGGCACGAUUCUGGGCUAGCUAGCUACUGAAACCAGUGAUAUCUCUCUUCCACAGAAAUGUCAAUGAGAAACAUACCAACUGGGCUAGCUAGUUACGAGUCCAGACAUCUCUCUCCCACAGGAAGUGUCAAUGAGAAGCCUACCAACAGGGCUAGCUACCUGUCAAGUCAUUUUUCUCCCACAGGAAGUGUCAAUGAGAUAUGUACCAGCUAGGCUAGCCAGUGCAAGCCCAAGCAUUAUUCUACCAUAGGAAGUGACAAUGAGAAACUUACCAAUUGGGCUGGUUAGCUACGGAAAACAGAGACAUCACUCUCCCAUAGGAAGUGUUAAUGAAGUGUCAAUUUUUAUCAAGGUAUUUGUUACAGAAUUAGGGUUGCUAUUUUAUUGCUACUUAUAUAUAUAUAUAUAUAUAUAUUUGUAAUUCUGUAAAUGUGCCAGUGUACUUUGAAAUCUUAUUGUGACUUGGGGUUUGCUCAAGACAUUUACAUUCAACAUUCACAAAUUAUUGUUCAGUUGUACAAAAUCUACAGCUGUAACAUGUGCUGUACUUUGCUCGACCUGGUACUUGAUAGUGGUACACAACACAGCUGUGUCAUGUGUAUUCUAAUCCUGUUUACUGCUCCUGUCUUUCUUCAUUGAUAACAAAAGACUGGUUUAUAAAUGGUUGUUUUUUAUUAUAUAAAAAAAGUUAUGGAAUUCUAUAA
Molecule: messenger RNA, 2465 nt
Organism: Ylistrum balloti
Lineage: Eukaryota; Metazoa; Mollusca; Bivalvia; Pectinida; Pectinidae
Product: tRNA-splicing endonuclease subunit Sen54-like
Exons: 9
Coding region: 144-1763 (539 amino acids)
Biological process (GO): tRNA-type intron splice site recognition and cleavage
Cellular component (GO): tRNA-intron endonuclease complex
Source: RefSeq, a predicted model, not a curated record